AUGGCAACACAUCCCGUCCACCAAGCGCUGCCCGGGCCAGCCUAUGCCGCUCCUGAUCAGCAUGUUGAGGACGCGGCGGCGGCGGCAGCACACGCGGCGGCAUCCGCACGCGACGCGGCCGCUCACGUCGCGGGGCUUGCAGCCUACUACACCUGCCCCCGCUGCCAGCUGGACCGCCCCGUCGUCGAGUUCCUUCUGGGCGACACCUCGGCGCCCACGCUCAGCACCCACUGCCACGCCUGCAUGUACCAGCAGCGGAGCGAGGCGAUGCAGCAGCUGCUGGCGGCGCAGGUGGUGGAUCCAACGGCGGCCCUGCCCCACCACCAGGCGGCCGCCGUGGCGGCAGGCCUGCACUUGCAGGAAGGCGCCGUGCUGCCACCAGCCGGCGAGGCCGCCCACUUCCUGCAGCAGCAGCAGCAGCAUUCGCUGGCGGAAGCCGCAGCGCUGGCAGCGGCGGCGGCGGCGACAGCGGCGGCGGCACAACAGCAGCAGCAGCAUGAGCAGCAGGUGAGGAACGGCUUGGGCAGCGGCGCCAUGGCAGCCUGGGGUCUGAGUCAGGACGGAGACGGCAGGGCAGGCUUUGGCGGCGCGGAAGCUGCCGCUGUGCCCUCGACCCACGCUGCGACUGCAGCAGCAGCAGCAGGGGCACAGGCUGGUGCUGUUCGGAAUCUGGAGCCGGGCGAUGGCAGCCCAGCGCUGUUGCCAGAGAAGACGUGCAUGCACUGCGGGGGCACCAAGCCAGUGAGCAGCUUCCGGGGCAGCAACAGCAGGGACGACCGGCUGCAGAACCGUUGCAAGGAUUGCGAGGCAGAGCUGGGGUGGGGAGCAAAGCGCGACAAGGGCGCUGCCCCCGUGGUGAAGGUGUCCCACAAGCUGUGCCGGCGGUGCGGCCAGGACAAGGCUGCGCCUCUGUUCUUCACUUCCAAAACGUCGCUGGACGGGCUGUGCACCUACUGCAAGGAGUGUCAGAAGGGGCUGAACCAGGCGGCGAGGCUGAAGAAGCGGGUCAGGGCCGGCCCUGAGGAGGCGCAGGUGGCUGAGGAGAAGGAGUGCCGGCUGUGCAAGGAGACCAAGGCCGCCGCCGACUUCUUCCGAUCCAAGGACAAUGCGGAUGGCCUCUUCUCCUACUGCCGCCCGUGA
Molecule: messenger RNA, 1140 nt
Organism: Chlorella variabilis
Lineage: Eukaryota; Viridiplantae; Chlorophyta; Trebouxiophyceae; Chlorellales; Chlorellaceae
Exons: 5
Coding region: 1-1140 (379 amino acids)
Source: RefSeq, a predicted model, not a curated record